This is a messenger RNA of Antrostomus carolinensis (chuck-will's-widow), 2013 nucleotides long. Its product is annotated as enhancer of mRNA-decapping protein 4-like. The annotation marks the transcript as partial. Lineage: Eukaryota; Metazoa; Chordata; Aves; Caprimulgiformes; Caprimulgidae. Gene Ontology annotation, biological process: deadenylation-independent decapping of nuclear-transcribed mRNA. Gene Ontology annotation, cellular component: P-body. The transcript is spliced from 12 exons. The record is from RefSeq and is a predicted model, not a curated record.
AUCGCUGUAUCUCCAGGCAGCAGUGUCAGUUCCCUGACUGCAGUCACAGCCAUGAGUAGCACUUCUGUCACGGAUGCCUCUAUGCCCAGGCCAUCAGAGGACUUGACUGUGAGCCCCAAGGUGCAGCUGGACACCAGCCUCACGCUGAGUAGCAGUAGCAGCAGUCUCCAGACCAGUCCUAGGAGCCAUUCAGUUCUUAUCCCAGGCCUCCCUGACAAGCUAACACCAAAGCCACCUGUUCCAGUCACACCAGGAAACCCUUCUCUAGCACUGGAUCUGCAGGAGGUGGAGCCCUUGGUGGUGCCCCAGGCUUCUCCCACCCGUGAGCGCUCGCCAGAUGUCAUCUCCUCUGCUUCCACUGCCAUGUCCCAAGAUAUCCCAGAGAUUGCUUCUGAGACUUUGCAGCGCAGCUUUGCGGCAGCCCCGUCUGGGCUCCCCGCGGAGGUGCUGGAGCCCAGUCAUCACGCAGACAGUAUGGCAUCUGCUGCCUCAGCCUUGCAUUUGCUGUCUCCCAGGAACCGGCACAAUUCAGAGCACAGCCACCACUCUUUGGACAUGCCUCCAGUGGAGGUGGACAGACUGAACGCUCCGUCGUUACUGGAGACUGCUUUAACUCAGGAAAAUGCAUCUUCUGACAGUGUUGUGAGUCAGCCAUGGCCAGCAGCUCCUGACAUAACCAGAGAAACCAGGAACAGCAUGGCAGACAGCCCAAGGGAUGAGGUUGAAGAAAAGCACAAGAGCUCUUCCUACCAUCGACACAGCUACCACCUGCUGCAGCACGACAGCCAGGAUGCGAGUGCAGAACAAAGUGACCAUGAUGAUGAAGUUGCAAGCUUGGCUUCUACAUCAGGUGGAUUUGGUGCCAAAGCGUCUACGCAGAGGCUGCCUGUGAAGGACUGGAAAGCCAAGGCGUCCCCCCGGGCUUCCCCAAAGCUAAAGCGGAAGGGCAAGAAAGAUGACGGGGAUGUGAACCAGUCGCCAAGAUCAUCUAACAACCAGGUAACAUCGGAGUUCCAGGAUGAGCUGAUGUGCAUAUUGAGGAGCCAACAGCGGGAGCUCUCUGAGCUGCGUCAGAACCAGAUGGAGCUGCUGCAGAGACUCACGGAUCACCUGGAUGCCAUUCAGAGCUCCCUCAUGGGCCAUGUGGAGAGGGUGAUUGACUCCCAGCAGGAGCAGGAGCAGAGAAGACUAGACCGAGUGCUGACAGAAGGACAGCAGCGCAACGGGCAGCUCCAGGAGCAUCUGUCUCAGCAGCUCUCUCAGUCCCUUUCCACUGCUGUGUGUAACCGUCUGGAGAGGACCAUCCGUGAGGAGAUGAAGAAGACCAUACCCCAGUGCAUUUCCAAGAGCAUGGACACCAUUGCUGGCCAGCUCAGUAGCACUAUUGCUGCCAAGCUCACUGCUGUUGAGGGGACACUGAAAGAGAGUAUCACCAAGCUGGUGAAAUCAAAGAACCUUACAGAUACCAUUGUGAGGGCAACGGCCGAUACCCUGCAGGGGCCCAUCCAGUCAGCUUACAGGGAAGCGUUUCAGAGCGCCUUCAAGAAGACCUGCCAGUCCAUGUUCCAGCAAAUCAAUGACACCUUCAAGCAGGGCACGCAGGAAUAUGUCCAGCAGCUUGAGACUCACUUGAAGAACAAGAAAGUGCGAGAACAGGAGGCCCGGGACCCGCUACUGAAUCAGCUUCGACAGCUCAUCAGCACCUUCCAGAGCACCACGGAGCAGCUGGCUUCCACCGUGGCGGCCAGUGUCCAUGCUGAGGUGCAGCAUCAGCUGCAUAUUAUCGUGGGCAACAUGCAGGAGUCUAUUUUGGCCCAAGUGCAGAGAGUGAUUAAAGGAGAAGUGAGCCUGGCUAUGAAGGAGCAGCAAGCGGCCGUCACCUCGAGCAUCGUCCAGGCAAUGCGCUCGGCGGCCGGGACUCCCAUCCCCUCUGCUCACUUGGAUUUCCAGUCCCAGCAAACUCACAUCCUUCAGCUGCUUCAGCAGGGACAUCUCAACCAAGCUUUCCAGCAG